UCCUUAUUCUUGUUGGAAAUCCCCUUUUAAAAACGUAAAUCCUGCGCUGCGUCAUAAAGAAAGAGAGCAUUUUGAUUUUUGAGAGAGAAAAGCAAAGAGCUUCAGAACUCUGAAGCUUCAAUGGUGAGGAUCUUUUUAUUGCAAUUUAAACAGAUUUUUAGCACAGCUUUCAAUAAUUGACUCUUUUGAUAUCGUGGGUGUAAAUUUUUUCUCGGUGUUUUGUGCUUGCCUACCAAGUGUUCGACAAAAUGCCCAACUGAAAUUCAGCUUCUAUAGUAUGAUACUAGUGGCAAACUGUGAUUUGUAAGAAAAACUGAUCUCUCAAUCUUACUGGGGUUCUUCAAAGUUCAAUCCUCUGUGCAAAAAAAGGUGUGAAAUUUCCAGUGAACUGACAAUAAUGGCUCUAAUGAGCCAUAAUCUUCCUUCUUUCACAUUCCUAAAUUUCAAUCACAGUUCACUUUUCUCUCCUAACUCCUUCAUCUUUAAUGGCGGGACUAAAAAAUUCAAACUUUUUUCUGUCUCCUCAAGACCUCCUUCUUCUUCUAACCCACCUUCUUCCUCUGUUUCUACACCCCCCAUUUUUCUUCCUUACCUAGAAGAAGAAGAAGAAGAAGAAGAAGAAGAAGAAGAAGAAGAAGAGGUUGAAGAAGAAGAGCAAAAUGAGAAAUACCCAGAUGACCCAAUUUAUAGAUUUUUCAAAUCCCGCAAUUCAACUCAAGACCCACCUCGGGAAUCCAGGUUAACCCUCCAGAAAAAACGUCGAACUGCUUGGCAUUUGGCUGAUGACAAUGAGGACACCGAAACCGAACCCGAAAUUGGAUUCGAGCUCACAGGGGAAAGAAUAGAGGAGAGGAAUGAGUUGGGUGAUGAUGAGAGGCCUGAGAUUGAGGGUAUUGUAGGGGAAAUAUUGGGAAUUGCGAGGAAUUUACCGGAGAAUUUGACGUUGGGAGAGCUAUUAAGUGGGUAUGAGGGAAGAGUAGGAGACACUGAUUGUGUGCAAGUGUUGGAGUUUAUGAUUCAGGAAGGUAUGAUGAUGAGUUGCUUGUAUUUUUAUGAGUGGAUGGGGUUGCAGGAACCCUCUAUGGUUACUCCUAGAGCUUGUUCUGUGUUGUUUCCUGCAUUGGGGAGGGCUAGGAUGGGUGGUAAGCUGAUGAUCUUGUGGAGGAAUUUGCCUGAUUCGAGCGAUUUUAGGGAUGUUCAUGUUUAUAAUGCUGCAAUGUCUGGGCUAUUAACCAGUGGAAGGUAUCAAGAUGUUUGGAAGGUUUAUGAGGAAAUGGAGAUGAAUAAUAUCCUCCCAGAUCGUGUGACAGGUUCUACUAUGAUUACUGUCAUAAGAAAGCAAGGCAGAAAAGCCAAAGAUGCAUGGGAUUUUUUCGAAAGAAUGAAUAGAAAAGGAAUCAAAUGGAGUUUGGAGGUUGUAGGAGCUCUGAUCAAAUCAUUUUGUGAUGAGGGAUUGCAGAAACAAGCCUUGAUCAUUCAGGGAGAGAUGGAGAAGAAAGGGAUUUCCUCGAAUACCAUAGUAUAUAACACCCUUGUAGAUGCUUAUUGUAAAUCCAACCAGCUUGAAGAAGCUGAAGCUCUCUUUGUUGAGAUGAAGACCAAAGGCCUUUCGCCUUCAACUGCCACCUACAAUAUUUUUAUGGAUGCUUACAGCAAAAGGAUGCAACCAGAGAUUGUGGAGAAUAUUCUUGAGGAAAUGCAAAACACUGGCCUAGAACCAAAUGUCAAGUCAUACACAAAUCUGAUAAGUGCAUAUGGGAGACAGAAGAAGAUGAGUGAUAUGGCUGCAGAUGCAUUCUUGAGGAUGAAAAAAGCUGGUAUAAAGCCAACUUCUCAUUCCUAUACUGCCCUGAUUCAUGCAUAUUCGAUUAGCGGUUGGCAUGAAAAAGCAUAUAAAGCAUUUGAGAACAUGCGGAGGGAAGGAAUUAAACCCUCUAUAGAAACAUAUACUGCUCUUCUUGAUGCAUUCAGGCGAGCUGGGGAUGUACAAACAUUAAAGGAAAUAUGGAAAUCCAUGAUUCAGGAGAAAAUUGAAGGGACUCGGGUAACCUUCAACAUUCUUCUUGAUGGAUUUGCAAAGCAGGGUCAUUAUGUGGAAGCGAGGGAUGUUAUCUGUGAAUUUGGAAAGAUCGGUUUCCAACCAACAGUGAUAACAUAUAAUAUGCUAAUAAAUGCAUAUGCACGAGGAGGACAAGAUUUAAAGUUACCGCAGUUAUUGAAGGAGAUGAUUGCUCUAAACUUGAAACCUGAUUCUGUUACAUACGCCACUAUGAUCUAUGCUUUUGUUCGUGUUCGUGAUUUCAAAAGGGCUUUUUAUUACCACAAACAGAUGGUUAAAAGUGGGCAAAUCCCAGAUACUGAAUCGUACCAGAAGCUAAGAUCAAUUUUGAAUGUAAAAGCGGCUGUAAAGAACAAGAAGGACAAGAGUGCCAUACUUGGUAUAGUUAAUAGCAAAAUGGGUAUGGUGAAAGAUAAAAGGAGAGUUCAGAAAGAUGAAUUCUGGAAGAACAAGAAGAAAAAUGUGAGAUUUCACAAUCCUGAUCAUGUUGGACGAUGAGUUACAGUCAAGCUUGUGCUAAAACUUCUUACAAGUCAACUGGAAAUUCGGUAAUACCCAGACCUUGGGGAUACUAAAGUGCUUUUCUUGGCUCUGUUAGCUUUACCUGGUGUCUUGCAUGCCUGAAACUGAAAGGCUAGAUAGCUAACAAUCUGCACAAAGUCGAGUACAAUGUCCUUGAUCAACUCGGCCCUCUUCUCUUUUCAUGUAUAUUUUAUAUGUGUUUCUGUUGUAGUGUAUAGAAUCAAAUGGAAAGGUAUAAACAACUGUUUUGAACGAUUGAAACCAGGAACUUCUCAUCGCCGACUGUUUUUUGCUGGUUGUUUCAUGAUUUCAUUCACAUGCCUUGAAUGUCAUGUCACAUGUAGUUUGCUAUCUUCCCCCUGAAUAUAUGGACUGCUUUAUUACU
Messenger RNA from Chenopodium quinoa (quinoa), 2966 nucleotides. RefSeq names its product pentatricopeptide repeat-containing protein At5g50280, chloroplastic-like. The record is from RefSeq and is a predicted model, not a curated record. The transcript has 2 exons. Gene Ontology annotation, molecular function: protein binding. The coding region runs from base 398 to 2557 and encodes 719 amino acids. NCBI's taxonomy places the organism in Eukaryota, Viridiplantae, Streptophyta, Magnoliopsida, Caryophyllales, Amaranthaceae.